Messenger RNA from Nymphalis io (European peacock), 3500 nucleotides. RefSeq names its product valine--tRNA ligase-like (gene ValRS-m). Gene Ontology annotation, molecular function: ATP binding; aminoacyl-tRNA deacylase activity; valine-tRNA ligase activity. The coding region runs from base 505 to 3453 and encodes 982 amino acids. The transcript is spliced from 6 exons. NCBI's taxonomy places the organism in Eukaryota, Metazoa, Arthropoda, Insecta, Lepidoptera, Nymphalidae. Gene Ontology annotation, biological process: valyl-tRNA aminoacylation. The record is from RefSeq and is a predicted model, not a curated record. Gene Ontology annotation, cellular component: cytosol.
UAAUAUUAAAAUCUCUAAGAUUUUAAUUUUAAAGUGUAAUAAAUAAAAUAUACAUGAAUAAAAAUAACUAUCAUUUUAAUAAUAUAUUAUUAAUAAUAUAUUAUUAAAAUAUAUAAUAUAAUAUCAUUUUAAUAAUAUAAUUAAUUAUCGGAUACAUGAUAUCAGCCGUUUCAUAUUGCUACAUAUUGCCGUUGCUGUAGAAGAAUGAACCACUUGCCAGUGUUAUUACAAACACAUAAGACUUGGUUAUAGAAUAAGCAUCAAAAUCAUACUAUUUUGUGUAGCUACUGCAUAUGAAACAAUUUUACGUGAUAACUAAAAUCUAGAGCUUGUGAGCAGUCAAUCUCUUCAUAAAAGAAAACAUCUGCAUUUAAUACAGCAAUUAAAUGCAGAUGUUUGCUGAUGCAAGCAAUUAGCCUACAAUACUUCUUUUUAGAUUUAUUGAAAACAUCAUGAGCUUUAGUAUGACUCACAUUAAAGACUUAUAACCAGAAUUCAAUUAAAAUGAUUUGUUCCUAUAAAACUUUUACUCGUAAUUAUACACAAAGAAGGCUCAUAUACAGUAGUACUAAAAUAAUUCCUAAAGAAAAUCUAUCAGCCCCUGCAUAUAAGCCAGAAAUUGUAGAAAAGAAUAAAUAUGAAGAAUGGAAAACAAAAAGAAUUUUUGAAGCCAAACUAAAUAGUGAGAACAAUACAUUUAGCAUUGUAUUACCCCCGCCCAAUGUCACAGGGAAAUUGCAUUUAGGUCAUGCAUUAUCCUCAACAAUACAGGAUGUUAUUGUACGACGGCAAAGAUCAAUCGGGCAGAAUGUGUUAUGGCUCCCUGGUACUGACCACGCAGGAAUUGCUACUCAGAGUGUUGUAGAAAAGUAUUUAAAAACGAAACAAAAUACUGACCGCCAUGCCAUCGGUCGAGAAAAGUUUACUGAGGAAGUUUGGAAAUGGAAAGAAGUUCAUGGUAACACCAUAAGCGAACAGUUAAGAUUGCUAGGCUGUUCUCUAGAUUGGUCCAGAGAAGUAUUUACUAUGGACGAAAAACACAUGGACGCUGUUAACACGGCUUUCAUUAAACUCUAUAAAAAAGGUCUUAUAUAUAGAAGGAAAACCCUAGUCAACUGGUGCAAUGCGCUAAAAUCGACAGUUUCAGAUAUAGAAGUUGAAAACAAAACUAUAAACGGGCCAACCGAAUUAAUGCUACCGGGUUACGAAAAAGUGGUAAAAUUUGGACUUAUUUAUAAUUUUGUGUAUAAAAUCUUGGAUAGCGAUGAGGAAAUUGUCGUAUGUACAACAAUGCCAGAAACCAUGUUGGGAGACACUGCUGUUGCUGUACAUCCAGAGGACACAAGGUAUAUACACUUGAAAGGUAAGAAAGUAGUUCACCCAUUUCGAAAAACAACGAUACCAAUUAUAUUCGACCGUUUUGUAGAUAUGAAAUUCGGAACUGGUGUUGUUAAAAUAACACCAGCGCAUAGCAAAGUAGAUAAUGAAAUAGCAAGACACCACAAUUUGCCACUAUUACAGGUUAUUAACGAAGAUGGUCUAAUGGAAAAUGCUGGCGAAUUUAAUGGUAUAAAGAAAUAUGAUUGUAGAGUAAAAUUGGUCGAUACUCUAAACUCUCUGGGACUUCUAAAGUCUGUAAGCCCUCAUCAAAUGACUUUACCUAUCUGCAGCCGAACUGGAGACGUGAUAGAAUAUCUCCCAAAAGAACAAUGGUUUCUAUCUUGUAGUGGAUUGAACAAAAAAGCAAGACAAGCUGUUGAAGAUAAAAGUUUGAAAAUAGAACCAGCGAAAUUCGAGAAGAACUGGUUUAAUUGGACCAAUGAUAAUAGAGACUGGUGUAUAUCAAGGCAACUGUGGUGGGGACAUCGGAUACCUGCAUAUAAAUGUAGUGCAGAUAAAAAUAUCGUAUGGAUAGCCGCGACGGACGAACUUUCGGCUAAAAUGGAAGCUUCGAAAUAUCUUAGAACUGUGCCAGAGGAAAUUAUGGCUGAAAGAGAUACAGAUGUCUUAGAUACUUGGUUCUCGUCUGGAAUAUAUCCGUUUGCUGCUCUUGGAUGGCCAAAUAUUGAUGAACGGGACUACCGAAAGUUUUAUCCAUUAAGUUUGAUGAUCACUGGACAUGAUAUACUUGGUUUUUGGGUGCAUAGAAUGAUCAUGCUCGGUAUGGAACUUACAGGGAAUCUACCCUUUAAUAAGGUUUUGUUACAUGGUAUCAUAUGUGACAGUAAAGGUGCCAAAAUGUCAAAGAGUAGAGGAAAUGUCAUAGAUCCCAUAGAUAUUAUAAAAGGUAUAUCAAUAGAUGGCUUAAAAGAAAAAGUUGUCACCAUGCACAAAGACGGAAUACUCAACGAAGAGGAGUUGAAAAAAGCUAUUUCAUAUCAUAAAUCGAAUUUUUCGAAUUCGAACGGUAUACCCGCAUGUGGUGUUGAUGCGUUACGCUUCACGCUACUGUCGAAUGACAUUAAAUCGCAUUUUGUAAGCUUUGACGUGUAUCAGUGUCACGCGAAUAAGUUAUUCUGUAACAAAAUUUGGCAAAGUAUCAAAUACACACAAAUAUCCUAUGAAAAGUUAAAGGAAACAAGUGAAGAAGUAACCGUUGAAGACUUGACUUAUUUUGAUAAAUGGAUUCUUAGUAGACUGGCGAAUAUGGUUGAAGAUGUUAAUAAGUCAUUAGAUGUAUAUGACUUCCAUCUUGCUACGAAAUCACUUAGGACAAUGAUAUAUAAUGAGUUUUGUGACAUAUACUUGGAAGCAACAAAGCCAGGCUUUGAUAGGGAUGAUAUAAAAACAAGAUAUGCGCACGCGCAUACUUUAUCAGCGGUACUGGAAACGUCAUUAAGAUGUCUAUCUCCAUUCAUGGUGUAUCUUACAGAAGAACUUAUACCAAAAAUACCGGCAUUUGAAACGAAUAUUAUACAUAAUUUUAAAGACCAAGAAAAAGAUUACUUCGAUUUUCCAAACAGCAAAGAUUUUAAAAUUUGGAAAAAUCUAGAAUUAGAAAAGAAAGUUAAUAAACUAUUAAAUACAAUAUUCCUUAUAAGGGAAGUGAAGGGUUUCUAUAAUGUACCAAAUAAAAUAAAAUCUUCUAUAUUUGUGAAAACCACAGACGAUAAAUUAAUAACAGAUCUAAACAGAAAUAAAAUAAUUGUUCAAAAUUUAUCCAAAAGUGGUGAUAUUAAGAUAAAUGAAAGUAUUAAUGCGAUGGUUGUGAAUGUUGUCUUGGAUAAAGAUACCGAAAUAUAUGUGGAAAUAUCUAGUGCUGUUGAAAGCACAGCUAUUAAAGAGAAACUACAAAAGAAAAUAAAUAAACUAGAAGAUAAUUUGUUAAAACUAGAAGCCAAAUUAUCAAGCAAUCAUUACAUUAACACGGUGUCUGAAAUAAGUCAAGAAUUGGAUAAAGAAAAAUUAAUAUCAAAGAGGGAAGAAUUAAAGCGUUUACGAAGACUGAUUUAAAAGAAGCAUUUAUAUGUAUAGAAAAAAAAAUCUUAAGUAUUAGAAUU